Molecule: messenger RNA, 3750 nt
Organism: Orussus abietinus
Lineage: Eukaryota; Metazoa; Arthropoda; Insecta; Hymenoptera; Orussidae
Product: peptidyl-prolyl cis-trans isomerase sig-7
Exons: 6
Coding region: 308-2731 (807 amino acids)
Biological process (GO): protein peptidyl-prolyl isomerization
Cellular component (GO): nucleus
Molecular function (GO): peptidyl-prolyl cis-trans isomerase activity; RNA binding
Source: RefSeq, a predicted model, not a curated record
UCCGCGUCUCUUUUCCUCCCAUGGGACCUAUUCUGUUAAUUCUCUAAAUUCGUUCUUCCUUUUGGAAAGUACGUUACUUUGUAAAUAUAUAAAGGAUAGCAUUGAAUUAGAAUAUUGAAAUAACAAGGACACUUAGGCAGCCUUCAAUACACGAUUGUGUAACAUGUGAACGCUUUAAUAUUUAUUUAUUGUUAGAAUCUUGCACCUAAACGAGUUGUGCAACGCGAUGAGGUUAGGUUAGAGUGUUGAUCGUGCAAAUGUAAAUAUUGAUUAAAUAUAAAUUAAAAGGAGAUUUGAAUUAUCGAGGAUGGCAGUGGUAAUAGAAACAACGAUUGGCGAUUUUACUGUCGAUCUCUACACGGCAGAACGACCCCAGACAUGUCGCAACUUCCUCAAAUUGUGCAAGAUAAAAUAUUACAAUUGGAACCUGUUUCAUACAGUGCAAAAUGGUUUCAUCGCACAGACUGGAGAUCCACUGGGAACAGGCAAAGGAGGAGAAAGCGUGUACAGUCUUGUCUUGGGCGACCAAGCUCGUUACUACGAAGCCGAAAGAAUGCCUAAGAUCAAGCACGACAGAGUCGGCUUGCUGUCGAUGGUUAAUUGCGGAGACAGCAUGCUUGGCUCUCAGUUUUUUAUUACCCUGGGUUCUGACCUACAAUCUUUGGAUGGCGAGCACUGCGUUUUUGGAGAGAUAGCCGAGGGACUGGAGAUCAUCUUAAAAUUCAAUGAAACCAUUUGCGAUGACGAUCAUCGGCCUUAUCAAGAUAUACGCAUAUCACAUACUGUCAUACUCGAAGAUCCAUAUGAUGAUCCUAAAGGGUUAGUGGUACCCGAUCGAAGCCCAGAACCAACAAAAGAAGCAUUAAUGAGUGAACGAAUAGGAGCUGAUGAGGCUAUCGAUGACACCGCAGGCAUGUCGAUCGAAGAGAUCACAGAAAUGCAGAAGGAAAAAGAGGCAAAGGCACGGGCUACGAUUCUAGAGAUCGUCGGGGACAUUCCCGACGCAGAAAUGGCUCCACCUGAGAACGUUUUAUUUGUCUGCAAGUUGAAUCCAGUGACAAACGAUGAUGAUCUAGAAAUCAUCUUUAGCAGAUUUGGAAAGAUCAUUGGGUGCGAAGUUAUACGCGACAGACAAUCCGGAGAUUCGCUCCAGUAUGCCUUCAUUGAAUUCGCUGAUCGAAAGAGCUGCGAAGAGGCCUAUUUCAAGAUGGACAACGUACUAAUCGACGAUAGACGAAUUCACGUGGACUUCUCGCAAUCGGUAGCAAAAAUGAGGUGGAGAGGUAAAGGUAAGGGUAUACAGUACUUUGAGAACAGGCAGGAAAACAAGGACUCGGAGGAGGAUCGUCAUGGCUGGAAACGACAAAACGAACGUUUUGAAAAAGGGGAGAACGCAGCUCGACAUCGGAAAAGGAGGUAUGAUAAGAAGGAAAACGAGGGUAAUUACAGAGAAGACGAAGGCAGGAAAAAUAAAGGCGAAAGAAGGGAGGGAAGGAAUCGAGAGGAUGACAGUGGGAUUGUCUGUAGAAACGAUGAGGAGAGAAAGCGAAAGUUCGCGGAUAGAAACGACAAGGAGAGAGACAGAGAAAGAAGGAUGUAUGAAAAUGGAGAAGGAAAGGAUGGAGAAAGUAGAAUUCAUCACAGAAAUGACGACAAGAAGAGACACGAGAGAAAGGGGAGAGAACGAGAUGAAAACGAGGAAAGGGUGUUGUAUAGAGAUGAUGCCGAUAGGAGGAGAACGACUGAUAAACGUGGAAGGGAACGAGAGGAAAGGGAUGAGAGGACAUCUUGUCGAGACGAUGACAGGAGAAGAAAAUAUGGGAGGAAGGAAAUGGACCGGGAGGAAAAUGGAGAGCGAAUUAAUAAUCGCAGUUACGAGGAUAGGAAAGGUAAGUACGAUAGAAGGGAAAAAGAACGCGAAGAAAACGAAGAAAGGACAUUUUGUCGAGACGAUGAAAAUAGGAAAAGGAAGUAUGGCAGGAGGGAACUCGAAGGGACGGAAAACAAAGAGAGGAUUCCGUAUCGAGAUGACGAUAGGAAACACAAACAUGAAUAUGACAGGAAGAAGGAAGAUUAUGAAGAGAGUCACAAAAAGAACAAAAAGCAGAAAGAGUUUGUUUCUUCUGACGAAGAGGAAAUCGAGACCGACAAGAGGGAGAGCGGCAGUCGCAAGAAGAAGAAGAAAGAAAAACGAUCAAAAAAUCAAGACAAACAUAAAGGUAAGAAGAAAAAGAAGAAGAAGGAAAGUAGCGACGAUACUUCCGAAAGUUCUGAAAGCUCGGAUGAUGACUUGGAAUCAGUGAGAGAUGAGAAGUCGAGGGAAAAACGUAGAAACAAUUCUAAUAAAAAUAUUAGAAGUAGUCAUAAAAGGAAAGAGGAGUCUUCCAACAAUGAAGAUACAGAGGACGAAAAGUUGAAGCAUAGCGGUCAAACUAAGAAGAGGAAGCACGAGGAAAAGGGUCAUAAGAAAAAGGAAAAACGGUUUAAGAAGCAUAAUAGUUAUAGAGAGGAAGAAAAAGAGGAAGACAGCUCGGAAAGCUCGGAAAGUUCCGAAAGCUCGGAUGAUGAAGAACCAAUAAAAGAUAGCAAAUUGAGAGAGAAAGAUCGACAUAAUUCUGACGAAACCGAUAAACAUAGUCGCAGCAAAUACAAACUUAGCAUGGAUCACAGAAAAUUUAAUUACAGGUCGGAAGAAUUACAUAAGAAGUCUAAACGCAAGAGUGGAGUUUGAUUUUGCUGAGUUUUUUUGGAAAUAAUUUUUUACAAAACAAUCUACUUAAAACAAUACAGGUAGAGUAUUAAAAAGAAGAACGGACUUGAUAAAUGGAAAUGGAAGUGUGAAUAAGUUCGAAAUUAAAUGUAACUCGGAUGUCGAUUGUACUACAAUCACUUUUUCAAACAUUUUUUAUAAUUAUACAAAGGUAGAUAAAUAAAAAUAUGCACACUGCUGGACUGAUAGAGGUUGUUCUGGCUUUUGUCUUUUUGCCCUUGUGCAAGCACGAGAUCAAGUGUCUUGAUAAGAUUCAACAGCAAACUUUAAUUUUUCUUUUUCUUUGAUGACCUAACAGUGACGAAAGUUGAUUGUAAUCUCGUGAGAAGGGCAAAGGAAAGAUCUGUUAACUUUAAAGCAAUGGACUUUGGAACAUAGCUUUGGUGGUUAAAUAUCGUUUGUGAACGGUGGGAGAUCAUUAGAAAAAUUGGUAAUGCAUUUCGUGCGUUCCCGUAAAGGCGAGACCACUCAUGCCUUCCUAACCUAGACAGAGAAAACAGUUUCUAUAGAAAAGUGCUGAAUCAUUGUGAGAUGUGAACAGUGGACCCAAAAUGUUGUAACUGUUGAAUAAACGUAUAAUUCUUUGCGGUGAGUAUCUGUCACAUUCAGCAUCAAAGAGAUCGAUUGCAAUUGUGCAGAGUCUCUUUAAUUAACAAAUUUUUCGUUUAAAACUGGAAAGUCUGUCACCAAAUAUAAUGUAUGGAAGAUUAUGUUUUUCACAAUGGCCAGGCUACAAACAAAUAUUUCAUCAUGCAAUGACAAGGCGAAUGUUUUGUCGUAAAGUAGAACUUGCUUCAAAAGAAGCUGCCGAGGUAGAGAUUCCUGUGCCAUGGGGUCGGAUUGCCGCCAAGUGGUGGGGCCCCAAGGAUAAGCAGCCUAUUCUAACAUUCCAUGGCUGGCAAGAUAAUGCAGGAUCCUUUGAUCACCUGGCACCGCUACUUAACAGUCCUAUCCUGGCCAUCGAUCUUCCCGGUCAUGGG